This is a messenger RNA of Vitrella brassicaformis, 817 nucleotides long. NCBI's taxonomy places the organism in Eukaryota, Vitrellaceae. The record is from the annotation of a GenBank genome assembly.
CUACUCUGAUAUCGUAUGGGUAUUGGGGUGUCUUCCUUUGUGCUGCCUGAGAGCAAGGAUCCUGCCAGUGAAUGUACUACCCACUGUCCCAUAGAAGUAGUCUGCGAGCGCUGCAGCCUCCUGCUCCACCGCAAUUCUCUGUAUUCUGUUCCCGCAUACAUUCAAUACAUCCCUCGUGCAGCCGUACAUAGCGUGAGGAAACGCUCUUUGCAUCAUCGACAAAUCCUUGCGCUCAGCGUCGGUGAGGAUGAGAAGUCUGCUGAUGUUCCGCCUUGACACUAUCGUCCUGAUCUGAUCGACAAAUCCGCCAAUGGUCCGGCCGCCGAACUUUUGCCGAAAAUCAUCAUCCCCGUAGCGAAUGUGGCAGGCAAGAAUAUCCCCGUCCGCCCCCCAUGAGGGCACGAGCUUCAGCAGUUCAAUUGCCGCACCCGUCACCCAGCUUCGAAAGGGCAACGCGAGCUCGGUUGGAUAAUAGACAUCGAGCUUGCCUCUGAAGCUGAACUUGGCAGACACUCCCAAGACAUCGUCGUCUCGUGUCCACAGCUCUCGAAGCUGCUUGUCGGAGCUGACGAUGGUGGCUUUUGGGAUGUAGUGCCACAGAGGCUGCUCGUCGGGCUCUGUUGUCAUGGGAACACCGAUCACAUCUCGUGUCUCCAGCCGUUUGUACACAGCCUUGCAGUCUCUGCAGAACAAACGAGCAUGGAACCUGAGAAAUAAAGCAAAGUCAAUCCAAAAAAAGUGAGAAGCUAGGUUGCUAAGAUUGUUACCAGGGACGGACUGUGCAAUCCGUCCAGAAUCGCUCAUGUCCGUACUUCAU